Didymodactylos carnosus is the source of this 1206-nucleotide messenger RNA. The record is from the annotation of a GenBank genome assembly. Lineage: Eukaryota; Metazoa; Rotifera; Eurotatoria; Philodinida; Philodinidae.
AUGACCACAUCAGAAUCGUUAUUUCUUGAAAACUCUCUUCGUCGUUUAUCUCAGUUCAUAAAAGAAGCUGAAAAAUAUGAACAACAAACAAAACAGCAGCAACAAGAAAUAAAAAUAUCUUCACCAGUUAAAAUUGUAAGAGAAUAUUUAGAAGAGAGUAAUGAAAUAUCAUCAAUCGAUGAUACCGUUGAACAAUUUCAAAAUUUUGAUGAAUUUUUUGAAACAAAGAAACAUUUAUACAAAACAUGGUCAAUUUAUGAUGAAGAUAAUGAACAGUUUUUAAAAAAUAAACAAAAAUUAUUUAAACAACUCAAUACACAGAUCAAUACAAUGUCUAGUUCAACCGAUAAACGAGUUAUUUUGGUUACAGGAGCUAACAAAGGCAUUGGAUUUGAACUUGUCAAAAAACUCAGCAAUAAUAAGGAUGUAAUUGUUCUUUUAGCAACUCGAGAUUUCAAACAAGGUGAACAUGCUGCUAAAAAACUUGGUGAUUGUUCAAAUAUUCAUUUAUUACAGCUAGAUACAUCAUCAUCUCAGUCCAUUCACCAAGCGGCAGAACAAAUUCGAGAUGCAUACGGCUAUUUGGAUGUUUUAAUUAAUAAUGCUGGUAUUGCAAAACCAGACUAUAAUCUUCAAGCGGCUAGAACAACAUUUGCAACAAAUUAUUUUGGAAUUAAAACGCUUAAUCGAUAUUUGAUACCGUUAAUGCGACCAAAUGGACGUAUUAUUAAUGUAUCAAGUGUUAUUGGAUUAUGGACACUCGACGGUUGUUCAGAUGAAUUAAAAUCAAAAUGGUUAAAUCCAAAUUUGACAGAAAGUGAAUUAGAUAAAUUAAUUGAUCAGUUUUUUGCUUCUAUUGAACGUUUAACAGAAGAAUUAGAUGGAUAUCCUACACAAUAUUCAUUUCUUAUUUAUGGUAUGUCGAAAGCCGCUCUAAACAUGUUAACACGUAUACAAGCAAAUAAUCUUACCAACGGUAUUCUUAUUCAUGCUGUUUGUCCAGGAUAUUCUGAUGCUAGUUUGAAUCAAGAUUUAGCUAAUGAACAUUCCCCUAGUUUAGGUGCUGAUUCAAUAUUGUAUGUUGUUGAUCAUAUUGAAAAUGAAAAUGGAAAACUUUGGCAAGAUGGAAAAAAGGUAGAAUGGACGGCACCCUGUAAAGAUGAUUUCUUGGAGUUUAUGAAAAAUAUGCAGGCUAUACAGUAUUAA